AUGGCUGCUCUCGGAAGAAGACUAUCCAAGCGCCUGAGCUUGUUCUCUACUAGGCGCAGAUCCACCGCUGAGUCUGUGGUAUCAUACUCGAGCUUGUCGACCUCGCUCUCCGAGGUGCCAGCUGAGAACGAUGAGCGCUUCGACAAGGACCUGUGGCUCGCCGCACAGAUUGGCAUGAAGGAUUCGCGCUUGGACCUACCGCGCGGUGGCCUGCCCAAGGCCGACGAGGAGUGGUUCGAUGCGCUGGACGAGGAGACGGCCAACUGGGCGCCCGAAGUCUUCUACCGCGGCCUGGACAUCUCGAUCCGGGACUAUCUGGAGGCCGAGGCCGACCUGGUGGAGAUGCUGCACGACACCGACGCCAACGGCGUGCCGUGGUGCACCAAGGAUUGGACCUACACCGUGACCAUUCAGACCCGCUACAUCCACGAGCGCCUGCGCCGGAGCUUCGACUGGCUGGGCGACGAGGAGGAGUUGCAACGGCGCGGCAUCCCGUCCUGGUUCGUCGAGGACGGGCUGAGCGGGUGGAUGGAGAGCCGUGCCCGCGAGAUGCGCGAAAACCCCGAGUUCUGCAAGUACACCAGGAAGGAGCCGCGGGCCUGGGUCACCCGCACACAGGAGAAGCGCAUCGAUUCCUUCCACGCCGACCUGGACGAGAAGCACCAGGCCCAACAAGGACUCCAGCGUUACCAGGACGUCCCCGACAACCAGCUGGACGAGAAGCACGAGGAGUACUGA
Messenger RNA from Lasiodiplodia theobromae, 738 nucleotides. RefSeq lists its product as uncharacterized. Bases 1 to 738 code for a protein of 245 amino acids. The record is from RefSeq and is a predicted model, not a curated record. The transcript is spliced from 2 exons. NCBI's taxonomy places the organism in Eukaryota, Fungi, Ascomycota, Dothideomycetes, Botryosphaeriales, Botryosphaeriaceae.